Messenger RNA from Pelodiscus sinensis (Chinese soft-shelled turtle), 1820 nucleotides. Lineage: Eukaryota; Metazoa; Chordata; Testudines; Trionychidae. The record is from RefSeq and is a predicted model, not a curated record.
UGCCCGCCCGCUGGCUGCUCUGGCGCCGCUACCGCCUGUCAGAGAGCAUGAAGGGACUGCUGGUGGCGCUGCUCGGGGGCGGGGUGCCGGCUGGCUUUGUGGCCCCUUUUACCCGCAUGGCCCACGAGGCCUCGUCCAUCCCCUCGCUGGAGAUCCUGCUGGUCCGCUGCCUCUUCCACCUGGCCUUCGCCUGGUGCCUGCGCUGCCGCCGAGCCCCGCUGCUGGGGCCUGCUCCAGGCCGCCGACGCUUGCUGAUGCAUGCAGCUGCCAAUGUGGUUUCCGUGGCCUGUGCCUACAGUUCUUUCGUGGUGGUGCCCAGUGGCAAUGCCGCCACCGUGCGCAAGGGCUCCUCCACUGUGGGCUCAGCCCUUCUGGCGCUGUGUGUGGAGAGCCGCCCACUAAGCGGCUAUGACUGGUUUGGGUUGGUGGGCAGCACCUUGGGCUUGCUGAUCAUGGUAGUGCCAGAUCUGCUUAGCCUGGAUGCCAGCACUCGGCUGGCUGAUGCCUUUGGGUAUGUCUUGGCUUGCCUGGGCGGCGUGGCUUUGGCCUUGACUCUGGUCAUCUUCCGGGCCUUAGAUUUCCCAGCCAAGCUGCCCACAGCUGCCUUCGCCUUCGGGGCACUGGGGGGCCUGGUGUGUGCCCCUGCCAUGUUCCUGCUGCAGGAGCCAGUGCUGCCUGCCGACCCGCUCACCUGGACCUGCACGGUGGCCAUCGGGGUCCUGGCCAUGGUGUCCUUUCUGUGUGCCAGCCACGCAGCCACUCUGGCUCACCCGGCACUGGUGUGCGCCGUGCUGCACUCCGAGGUGGUGGUGACACUGGCCGUGCAGUACUAUGUUCUGCAGGAGGCCGUGACACCCUUUGAUGUCAUGGGAGCUGGCGUCAUCCUGGGUAGCAUUGCCAUCAUUGCCGCCCAGAACGUCAGCUGCCACCCACAGGAUGAGGAUGAGGAUGAGAAUGAAGAUGAAGGAAGGCAGGAGGGCUGAAAGUGGAGAUGGCAGCUGGGGUGGUGACAGGAUCUUCUGCCCCCUUGACAUGCCUGGAGGGGACUCCCAAGGACCAGAUGUAGCAGGGACCCUGCAUCCUAUGGACACACCUGGAAGAUAUUCCCACGUGCCAGGUAUAGCUGAGACCCUCUACCCCAUGGACAUGCCUGUUGGAGACCCCCCUGUACCAACUGUAGCUGGGACCCUCCACCUAAUGGACAAACGUGUUCGACACCCCCUCCAUGUGCCACAUUGUUGGGACACUCCAGCAUUUGGAUCCCUGGUUGAGAUCCCUAUGUUCCCAAGCUGCCCCGGGACCCGUUGUCCCAUGGACACACCUGAAAGAAAUCCUCAUGUCCAGGUGUAACUGGGGCCCUCUGCUCCAUGGACACACUUGGAGAAGACUCUGAAGCACAUGCCGCCAUGGACUACAGGGGUUUCUUUGGCCCUCAAACGAGGCCUGAUCCCACAGGGCACUGGUGGACACUGGUGUGGAGAUGCAUGCCCUAUGAUGAUUGCACGGGACGGCAGCUCCUCUUGCGGUGCAGAUGGGAGGAAGGAACUGGCCCAGUCCAGGGCCACCAGCCACACUGGAACUUGGCUUUCUAAAACUCUUCCUCAACAGUUCUUCCGGCCAGAUGCCACCAGACAGGUGGAUGUAACGUGUCCAAAGCAAGAGUCAGAAAUAAAACUUGUAUGUUUGAGGAUGGGAUGCAGGGGCAGCUAUAGAUUUCCGCAUGGACUUAGCCACCCUAAAUAGCCAUUUCCAUCCUGGAAGCAUUAUCCAUCCAGCCCAGUAUCCUAACUGUCAUGUUGCUCACCUGUUGUGAUGCUGUA